AUGCUCGUGUACCUAGUUUAUCUGAACUUAACCAGCCUAAACGCAACGAACCUGCGAGUGAAAAUGCCUAAUGUCAGUAAGAGAACAAUUAGCGACUUCUCGCCCAGUUUAAAACAUCCGAUCGGGGUUCGAAGGCGCUACAGCCCCCAACAGGCCACCAGCAACUGCUAUACUUCCUCUCCAGCUCGCUUGGUCGUCAUUUCACACGUGCCGCUACUCACUGUCCCUAACUUGGUAUUUCCCUCAGAUUAUCAGCCAGGGUCCUCCCAAGCAACCGCGGGAUGCGCAAGUUGUGCUUCAGAGGGAAAGUCUAAGCAACUAAGGCUUUUUGAGAUGUGGUAUCCAACAACGAACCAGUCGCUAGAAUUUGGUGAAAGAAGGCGCUAUAGAGCUCUGAGAUGCUCUGAUUCCCGUAUGUCAACGAACGUAGCAGCACUGGCGGCUCUUCUUGGUAUUUUUACCUUUUCCCGGUGA
Molecule: messenger RNA, 474 nt
Organism: Torulaspora globosa
Lineage: Eukaryota; Fungi; Ascomycota; Saccharomycetes; Saccharomycetales; Saccharomycetaceae
Exons: 1
Coding region: 1-474 (157 amino acids)
Source: RefSeq, a predicted model, not a curated record